This is a messenger RNA of Contarinia nasturtii (swede midge), 1719 nucleotides long. RefSeq names its product LIM homeobox transcription factor 1-beta. Gene Ontology annotation, biological process: regulation of transcription by RNA polymerase II; neuron differentiation. Gene Ontology annotation, molecular function: DNA-binding transcription factor activity, RNA polymerase II-specific; RNA polymerase II transcription regulatory region sequence-specific DNA binding. The record is from RefSeq and is a predicted model, not a curated record. The coding region runs from base 436 to 1623 and encodes 395 amino acids. The transcript is spliced from 7 exons. Gene Ontology annotation, cellular component: nucleus. Lineage: Eukaryota; Metazoa; Arthropoda; Insecta; Diptera; Cecidomyiidae.
GAGGCUAAAAAAUAAAUAAAUAAGUAAAUAAAACAUCAAACCGAAACAUGUUUUCAGCGAUUAAUGUAUACAUCGAAGUGAACGCUCCUUUUUGAAUUAACCGCCGCUACAAUCGUUUUUUUUUACUCUUCGUAAUUUGAAAUUAAUAAAUACAAUUCAAUGUAAGGCAUAAUUUUGUGUUUGUGUUUUCUUGUGAGUGUAUCGAUAAUUUCUUGAAUUGAGGAAAAAGCCAACCAAUGAAAAAAAACAGUGAAAAAAAUCGAAUAAAUCAUAUGAAAAAAAGUGCAUAAAUCUGUGAAAUUAAGCAGCCAUUAGAGGACGUGAAAAUUGUCAUCUCAGUUUUUUGUGAUUAAUUGAUAAAACUGAUAUUUGUUACUGUGUGUUUCGAGUAGCAACGAUUCGCAUAUUAUGAUUUAAAAAAAGACACUUUAUCCAAUGUUUGCGAUGGAUGUUAAACCAGCUAUUUCCGCCAAUUCGGUUUCUCCGACAAUACCAGACAUUUCAUCAUUGACCACAACAAGUUUGACAUCAUGUACCAACGGUAGUACAUAUAAUAUUGGUAAAACUGCAUUGGCACCCGAAACAACAUUAUGCGGCUUAUGCAUUCAACCAAUAUACGAUCAGUAUAUAAUGAGAGUCGUUGACACGUAUUAUCAUGAACGGUGUCUUCAAUGUUGUUCAUGCUCGAAACGUUUGACGCACUCAUGUUUUGCUCGCAAUGGAAAACUAUACUGUCGAAUUGAUUAUGAAAGAAUUUAUUUAAAAAAUAACUGCUUGGGAUGCAAUAAGAGAAUUUGUUCGGAAGAAUAUGUGAUGCGAACAGCGAGCAAUGUGUUUCAUUUAAAGUGUUUUGUGUGCGUCGUAUGCGGAUCUCAAUUACAAAAAGGCGAACAAUAUGUGGUUAAGCAAAGCCAAUUAUUUUGCCGUAACGAUUAUGAGAAAGAAGUUGAAAUGCUCAAAGGAUACAAUGAUGAAUAUUUUUCGGAAGAUGUGUUUGCAUCGAAAAUCGAUGGACGACGCGGACCAAAAAGACCACGAACCAUUUUAAAUACGCAACAACGAAGAGCUUUCAAAGCAUCAUUCGACGUAUCGCCGAAACCAUGUCGCAAAGUACGCGAAAAUUUGGCCAGAGAAACUGGAUUAAGUUUACGCAUUGUUCAGGUCUGGUUCCAAAACCAACGAGCAAAAGUGAAAAAGAUCCAGAAAAAACGCAAACAAGACGGUAAACACGACAACGAGAAUGAUUCGCAGGGAGAAAAUAAUACGGCCAAUGGAAACACAGCAAAAAGCAAUCAUGAAAGUGAUUCAGAUUCCUAUAGCAACGCAAAUCUCGAGCCCGAUCAAAACUUUUCGAUAAAAAAGGAAAAAGACAAUUCAGAGGAUGGCAUAAAAUCAUUUGAACUAUGUUCAAAUUCUCAUCACUUUCCAGCCGAUAAUUUCUCCGGCACCGAUGAUAUUCAAGAUAAUGCCGUUAUGGGGUUGGCUUAUUCAACGUUUCAACGUAUUUUGGGUAAUGCACCACAAGUAUUGAAUCCGAUCGAUCGUCUGUACUCAAUGCAAAACUAUUAUUUUCGAUGCAACAAUCGACAGCCCAACGAACCAGAUGACAAUGAUGGAAUGUAAAUCCACGGAAAUGUUUUAAUUAAACAAAUGUGUGUUUUUACUUUGGCAAAACAAAGUGUUUAUCAUGUAGUAACAUGAAUAAAAAUUAAAUUUAAA